Leptopilina heterotoma is the source of this 7088-nucleotide messenger RNA. RefSeq names its product acetyl-coenzyme A synthetase (gene AcCoAS). The record is from RefSeq and is a predicted model, not a curated record. NCBI's taxonomy places the organism in Eukaryota, Metazoa, Arthropoda, Insecta, Hymenoptera, Figitidae. Gene Ontology annotation, molecular function: acetyl-CoA synthetase activity. Gene Ontology annotation, biological process: acetyl-CoA biosynthetic process. The coding region runs from base 504 to 2549 and encodes 681 amino acids. The transcript is spliced from 12 exons.
AUUUAAUAAGGGUUCUACUCUAUUUGUCAUAAUUUCUUUCCAUUUAGUGUGUAAUCGCAAUAAGCAAUUUUUAAUGAAAAUUUUAAAUAUUUUAACAAUAAUCAUUUUAAAUUUUAAAUGUUCUUGGACAUUACUUUUCGGUUUAUAAAUGUCUGAUUUUGUAAAUAAAAUCGAGUGCUUGGUAGCUGCGCCCGCGCUUAUCGAUCGCGUACUUGCGUAGAAGCUACAACAAGAGGAACGUGUUGAUUUUUUGAAAUUUUUGAUUUAGAUUGCAGUAUUUUGUAAAGAUUUCACCUUAAUUGUUCAAGCAAAGAUUGAUGUAGGGCAGUAGAAUAUUACUCGUACAGUAAUGCACAUGACAGUUUAUGAAUGAAGUACAUUUUUGGAUGCCAGCAUCAAUUGCAUCAGCAGCAUAAGCAUCUGAAUUGUGUUCUUCUUAUUAAUCGCUUUCCAAGUAAAAUUGCGUAUUAAUAAACAGCAAACAAUUGGAGUUACCCCACAACAUGGCAGAUAAGGUAUAUUAUCCCAAUGCAGAAUGUGCAAGGAAAGCUCAUUGUAAGAGCAUGGAACAUUAUAAAGAAAUGCACGAAAAGUCAAUCAAAGAUCCUGAAAAGUUUUGGGGAGAAAUUGCAAAAGAAUUUUACUGGGAAACGCCAACAACAGAUGGAAAGUUUUUUAAUUAUAAUUUUGACUUAAAUGAAGGUGAUAUUUCUAUCAAAUGGAUGGAAGGUGCUUCAACAAAUCUGAGUUUCAAUCUGUUGGAUAAGAACGUUAAAAAUGGCAAUGGAGACAAAGUGUCUUUUUAUUGGGAAGGAAACAAUCUGGAAGAUUAUACUCGUCUGACAUAUAAAAAACUUUUACAGGAAGUCUGUAAAUUUGCUAAUGUCCUUAAAUCGAAUGACGUAACUAAAGGUGAUCGUGUAGCCAUUUAUAUGCCUAUGAUUAUGGAACUUCCUAUUGCAAUGUUAGCUUGCACUAGAAUUGGUGCUGUUCACAGCAUAGUGUUUGCAGGAUAUUCGUCUGAUUCAUUAGCAGAACGAAUUUUAGACUCAAAGGCCAAAGUUGUAAUUACCGCAGACGGUGUAUGGAGGGGAGAAAAACUUUUAUCAUUAAAAAGUAUAUGUGAUGAAGCUCUUUGUAAAGUGAAGAUGAAUGGUCAUGAAGUUGAAAAAUGUAUAGUUGUUUCACAUUUAAGAAGGAUAACUAGCUCUCAUAAUAAGAUUGAAAACAGUGGUAAAAAAAAUGGUGUUGGAAAAGAAAACAAUGGCAGUAAUCUUAAUGAAAAUGACAUUCCUUGGAAUGAAGAUAAGGACGUUUGGUGGCACGAAGAAAUGGAGGAUGUUGAACCAAGUUGUUAUCCAGUUUGGAUGGGUGCGGAAGAUCCACUCUUCAUUUUGUAUACAAGUGGUUCAACAGGAAAGCCUAAAGGUGUACUACACACAACUGCCGGUUAUUUAAUUUAUGCAGCAACAACAUUCAAAUAUGUCUUUGACUAUCAUCCUGGUGAUGUCUAUUGGUGUACAGCUGAUAUUGGUUGGAUCACAGGUCAUACAUACGUCGUUUAUGGUCCUUUAGCUAACGGAGCGACUUCAAUCUUAUUUGAAGGCACCCCUUUCUAUCCGAUGAACGACAGAUACUGGUCCAUAAUCGACAAGUACAAGGUUACGCAAUUUUAUACAGCUCCAACAGCGAUUAGAUCUCUUAUGAAGUUUGGUGAUGAUCUUGUCAGAAAACACAAUCUGCGCUCUCUGAGAGUACUUGGAUCUGUGGGAGAACCAAUUAACUCAGAAGCAUGGCUCUGGUUCUAUAACUUGGUUGGUCAUGGAAAAUGCAGUAUAGCAGAUACUUUCUGGCAAACCGAAACAGGCGGUCAUGUAAUAACACCUCUUCCAGGUGCGACUCCAAUGAAACCCGGUUCGGCUACGUUUCCCUUCUUUGGAGUUUUGCCAGAACUAUUGGAUGAGGAUGGUCAUAUAAUAGAAGGCGAGGGUGAGGGUUACCUUGUGUUCAGAAUGCCUUGGCCGGGAAUGAUGAGAACACUCUACGGAAAUCAUGAACGCUUUCAGAGUACCUAUUUUGAUAAAUUUCAUGGAUUUUACUGUACAGGAGAUGGUGCAAGACGCGAUUCUGAUGGUUAUUUAUGGGUGACGGGUCGAAUCGAUGACAUGUUAAAUGUUUCGGGGCACUUGAUGUCAACCGCAGAAGUAGAAAAUGUUUUAGCGGAACAUACUUCAGUAGCUGAAGCAGCUGUUGUCAGCAAACCGCAUACAGUUAAAGGGCAAUGCCUUUAUUGUUUCAUUACUCCAAAUGAGAAUGUCACUUUUGAUCAAAAACUGCAAGAUGAAUUAAAAAAGAAAGUUCGUGAAAGAAUUGGUCCUUUCGCUCAGCCGGACGUCAUUCAACACGCACCGGGUCUUCCAAAGACAAGGUCUGGAAAAAUUAUGCGUCGAGUCUUAAGAAAAAUCGCUAUUGGCGACCGGAAUGUUGGAGAUAUUUCAACACUAGCAGAUGAGAGUAUCGUAGAUCUUUUAUUCCAGUUAAGACCUUAAGCUUAAAAUGUCUUCUUCUAGUCCUCCAAAAUUAUUUAGUUAUUUUCAGUUAUGCCUACUUUUAGUGAUGCACAUAUAUUUUAAUUAUAUUAUUUUUUAUUAAUUUAGAUUAAUUAUUAAUUAAUUAAUUUAGAUAUUACAGACCAGCAUAAGUCCAAAAAUAGCGUUUAAUUCUGGUCAUUUGUAAGUAGGUAUAUAUUAUGAAUAUUAUUCAAUAUGAAUAAUAUUAAUUUGUUUGAAAGAUUAUUUUAUAUUAAACGGGGUUCCAGAGUGUCUUAAAGUUUUGUUUCUUUGCAAUUUAAUUUGCACACAAGAAAUUCAAGUUUAUUCACAAGUACCGCCGUACUUUUCGAAUACGAAACUUUUGUAUUUACGUAAACUAAAAUGCUUAUACAUAUUAGACGUUUCUUUAAUCGUACUGUUAUCUUUCUAAAUAUGAAGGAAUAUACAUUUUAUACAACUUGUACGAAAAUGAAUCUUUGGACAAUUCAAGACAUCUGGUCUUAUUGAUUUUGUGAUGACUGCUACAUAUAUUGGAAUAUGUUUGUGGCAUACGUUGGAAGUUUGUAGCAAACUUGAUGCAACUGUAAUUUCAAUUAGCAACAAGUUUACAUUGUAAAUUUGCAAGAUUAACUUGCUGCAAACUUGCUAAAAAAAGAAAUUGUGUGCUAUAUGUGGGAGUUGACCAACAGUUUGCAUCGAUCUUAAACUUCCUUCAGCCAACUUAAUUUACCUAAUUACAAGUUUAUUUUCGUUGCCUACAUCAAUAUGCAUACAGGAUGUGGCAAAAGUAUGGAACCCCUUAAAUAUUUCUUAAAAUAUGCUUUUUGGUGCAAAAUGUUUGAAACGAAAAAAAGUUGUUGGACUCAAGAAAAUGUAUUAUAAUUGGGGAAAUGAUUGAACGGGCCCAGAGACUCGUAUGGUGUCUAUGAAUAAAAAGGUAAUUUUUUUAAUGCAUAUUUUAGGAAAAGUUGAAGGGGUUCCAUACUUUUACCACACCCUGUACAUAUAUCAAUAUACACCAACGAGUAAAGCGUAGUUUAGAUUUUAGUAUAUGAAAGUGUAAAUAGUGUAGACAAUGAAAACGAAUUUUGAAAAAGAAUAAAAUUACUUGAUCUAUCACUCUGGAACAAUGUUAUAAGCGCUUAUUAUUUUAUAAAAGCUUGGGGCUAAGUAGUUGUAAAAAAUGUUUAUUUUGCUAUUACACUAAGAAACAAAAAUUUUUUAUUUUUAUACUCCGUCUUCCAUGGCAGAGUAAUUUUGUUGUUGAAAAGCAAAAAAUGUUGUCCCUUAGUGUAUCGCUAUUAUAUAUAGACACUUUGAACACUGUGAUGUAUUACCAAAAAUAUAGAAAAUUUCAUUUUGAUAAGAUUUGCAGUUUUUAAAUUUAAGUUAUUUUUACACGGAAAAAAAUGAAUAAACUAUAAUUUUUACUAUACUUUCAUAAAUGAAAUCUAAAUUUUCUGGAAUUUCUACACAUUUCAAUCAACUUUUACUUUUUUGGGUAUCAAUUUUAGCAAAAAGAAAUCAAAUUUACUAUAGAAAUAGUAAAAAUUGUCGAAAAUCCCAAUCAGUUUAGGUUUUACUAAAUUAUAAUAGCUUAUACUUGUAUUAUGUGUUCCAUUACAUCACAAAAUAAAUAAUGUCAUUGGCUGAAUGUAAAGUAUAAACAGUUUACAACUUUUUUUUAUUGUGUAUGGUUUAAACACAUUUUACUAGUUUUUGCUGAAAUGAAAGAAUAAAGUUUACUCUGAAAUUAGUGGAAAUUGCUAGAUCGAUAUAAAAAAAAUAACUCCAGUCAGUUAAGGUUUUACUUUGUAAAUUGUAGUAAAAAUUACUUAAUUUUUCGUUUUGUGUAAUGUUAAAUCCAUUGCCUAAUUCAGCAUAGGAUGUAUUAAAAAUAUUGCAUCUUAAAACGAGACAUUCUUUUCAAUGUGUUGUUUAUUCUAAUUAUUUAUAAUUGUAAAUGAAAUAUUUGUUUUUAAAAUAAUUUGCAAGUAAGAUUUAGAGAAGAUAUAUUGGAAUAAAGAGUCGUCCUACUGCCCAAAGUUGUAUGUUUCCCAUGUAAAGCACAAUUUCUAAAAUAUAUAAUACAUCCGCACAACAUACAAAUACCUAUAUUAAAAUUGAGGGCUAUAAAAAUCGUAAAGAUUUGACGUGUAAAAUUGAUUAUUGUGAACACGACUCCCUAAGUCUGAAUUAGUUAAAUGUUGAGCCAUUAAUUAAUUUAGAGCCAAAAUAUAAUAAAUUUUAUUUAUAUAUAUAUAUAUAUAUAUAUUACACCAAUUUAUUAGUACCGAAAUAUAUAAAUAUAUAGUUAUUAUGGAUAGAUAAAAUUAUUUAUAUUAAGUUAGAAAAGUUGUGCAAAGAGGCUUUAAUUUUAAUCGAAACAAUUUAUUGCAAGCUGUGCAGACACCUGAAUCUUGCAUGAAGACAAACGCUUUAAGAGUUAAGAAUUGCGCAGACACUUUUAUUGCAAAAAUAUAUGUACGGAGAAAAAUAAGUUUGCUGCUGCAUGCAUCUAAAUUUUAGCUGUAGCAGUUGAUAAUUAGCUGUGGGAUAAUUAUUAACUAAAAAUAAUUACUAUCUAUAUACCAGUUAGCUAACAACACAGCUAAUAAUUAGCUAACAUGGCCAACUUUUUUCUUCAUCUAGCUAAAGAGACAUUUUGUUUUCAUCAAUUCAGAUUUCGAGAGGGUGAACUUUAUAAAUUCAAACAAUUUGAAAAAUAACUGACUUUUUAUAUAUAGAUAAAAUAUUUUUUUGAUACAUUUUCGCUUACCAGACAUAAAUAUAUAAUUGUAAUGUGUGCUAUAACCAGGCCUGGCUAUAACACAUAAUAAUACAAAUGAAAGUUACUGAGCUGUAUACUGAAGUGAAUAAAUUAAAUAAUUUAAAAAAGCACAACGACUCAACAUCACAAAGAUGUCAUGUGAUGAUAACGAGCGAAUUUCGCUACUCUUCACGGAAAAGUUUUCGGACGAGCUUCUUUUAAAAAUAAACGGAAGUGAAAAUAUAUUUUUCAUGCCCCAAUAGAAAGUUUGGAUCAAACUUCUUCGUUAAAUGUCACACUUUUUUGAGGAUCUAAAAUUAUGUUUUAAUACUUUUAAUUUUAAACUAAAUUAUUUGUCGCAAAUCAAAACGCAAUAUAACAACUAUAACAGUUGAAUUUUUUAUGGUUUCUGGAAAUAGAUGAAAAAAUCAUUUACUUUUCAUAUCGAAAAUUAUUGUUUGAAAACUUUUCCGUAUGCGCGUCUAUGCGCAAAAAAGAAUCAACGCUGAAAAAGAGUUAAUUGUUACGCACUUAUACAUAUAUAUUAUAUACGCGCAUUUUCCUAGAUUGACUGCGCAGACAUAUAUAGGUACAUGCAUAAUAUUAUACAUUAUGCUUACAGUUGUAAAUGGCAUAUUUAUGUAUAGAUGUACAUUACCACUGUAUAUACUGAGAAAAUAAUAUUCUAUGUAAAAACUAUAUUCUUAUAUAAUAUUCAAACAUCUCAGUAAAAAGAAAUUCUAAUUUUAAAAUUAGUCUUAAAUUCAGCACUGCUGUCUUGAAAAUGUUGCAUCUUCAAACAAGACUUUUGUUUUUCCUCAAAAUAAAACUUAUUUCUUUUUACUGUGAUGAAAUAAUUCAAGAACAUAUUGAAUUUAAUUAAAAAUUUUGUUAAACACAUGAAACGAGAAAAAUUUCUGAAUCUUCAAUGCACAGAGAAAAAUUUAGCUAAUAUUCAGCUAACCUAUAAUUAAACUCAAUAUUUUGCUUGUAUGUGGAUAUAGUGAUUAUUUACGCAGAGAAAACAACGAAAUUCUAAAUUUAAGAAUAAUAUAGUCUAGUAUUGCUAUUAUUUGAGAAUAUUUUCAAUGUAUUUUGUUGCUAGUUAGAAUAUAUAAUACUCCUUAAAUUCUUAAUUAAUAAAAAUUUUUCCUAUAUCAAUAUAAUUAGUUACCACAAUUAACCUAUUUAAUGUGACAGCAAACUAUUAGUUGCCAUAAAUUAAAUAUCCACAUAAUAGUAAAUAUGUGAAAGAGUUUUUCUCCGUGUACUCAUGAGUAUUUUAUUCUAGGUUGUUUGAUUAUUUAAGAAUAAUAAUUUUACAUAGAUGAUAAUUAUUAUAUGCCCACGUGAAAAGGAAGCAAAAUCUCAAAACAAAAUCUGAACGCACUAUCCUUUAUAUCGGUUAGUUAUUAUUUACUUAUUUAUUGCGUGAACGCAACAAGGAAAAUUCCUUUUCACGUAGACAUUUAUAUUCCACAACUUUUAGCGCAAGUAUAGCUGCACAUUAUUAUUCAAUCUGCAAUUUUGCAAUACUUGAAUGAAAGAUGUGGAAUAAAUCAGUGUAUAUUUUAUAAAAUAUAUAUAUAUGCAUGUAAUUGCCAUGAAAAGUGUGAUAAGAAACCAUACAUAUCAUUAAUAUUAAGUAGGUGUGAUAUAAUAUAUACAAGAAAUAAUGCGAAUUUAAUUUGAAUCACGCGAAUAUAAUUAAAAUGUAUGUAUAUUAUAUACGUUGAGAAAUAAAUACAUUUUAUUGUUGUAAAAAA